This is a messenger RNA of Castor canadensis (American beaver), 1896 nucleotides long. The record is from RefSeq and is a predicted model, not a curated record. NCBI's taxonomy places the organism in Eukaryota, Metazoa, Chordata, Mammalia, Rodentia, Castoridae.
AUGCUCAAAGCAGGCACUCUGCAGCAGCUGGUGGACCACCUGGUGCCUGCCCUGCUCUUCGGGGACCCAAUGGACAUCCCUAUCUUUCUAUGCACUUAUCGACGUUUUGCCACCACACAGCAGGUGCUGGACCUGCUGUUAACUAGAUAUGCCUCCUUCCUCCUCUACUCCACUGAGGAUGGUGGACCACAGGAGCAACUCAAGAAAGCCAUGUCAUUCAUCGUGGGCACUUGGCUAAAACAAUACUCAGAAGACUUCACUGAACCUCUGAACUUCAUUUGCCUCAAGAAGCUGAUGAAUUACCUGCAAGUCACUCCUGGCUCAGAUGAAGAGAGCCAUGCCAAACUUCUCCUUGCCCAGAUGGAGCACCUGGCACCCAGCAAGGAGAAGUCUAAGGCUCUCUCUCCAUCUCCAGUGCUUUGUCUGAGAACAACUCCACAGGUGGAACAUAUUGAAGCACCGUUUAUGGUACACAACCCAGUUGCAACACCACCAUCAGAUCCAGAGCUGGUGUCAUCAGAAGACUCAGAGUCAGAGUCAAUUCUAGCACUUGCCCUGGAGCAAGCACCAAUCCAUUUGCUACCUUCACAGCAUGGAUCAUGUCCAGCACCUGCUCCAGAACUGGAUCCAGCUUGCUCAUAUGCCAUAGAGUUUGAGCCAGCUCUGUCACCAUUUUCAUCAAGGGAUUCUUCCUGGGAAUCCCUUGUGUCUAUAGAUAGCACAUUGAGCGAGGAAGAGCCUUCCAUCUUGUUCUUCCCUCCGCAACUGGUGGCAGAACAGUUAACACUGAUGGAUGCUGAGCUGUUGAAGAAGGUGGUGCCCUACCACUGCCUGGACUACAUCUGCACCCACUGGAAAAAGGAUGACAAGGGGCAUGUGGCACCCACCAUCCAGGCCACUGUCACUCACUUCCACAAAGUCACCACUUGUGUCAUCACCACCUGCCUGGGGGACCAGAGCAUGGAGGCUGCAGACAGGGCCAAAGUAGUGGAGCACUGGAUUGCGGUGGCCUGGGAAUGUCGAGCUCUCAACAACUUCUCCUCCCUCUGUGCCAUUCUGGCUGCUCUGCACAGCAAGGCCAUCCACCGCCUGAAGAAGACCUGGAAAGACGUCUCCAGCAACAGCCUUCAGAUAUUCCAAAGUCUGUCCAGUGUUUUGACUCCUGAGACAAUCUACUGCCUGAGCAGAGAGGGGCUCGUUGAGUGUGUCAUCGAAGGUGCCGUUCCAUACCUGGGCAUGUUCCUAACUAUGAUGGCAAGGCUGGAAAAUAAAAUGAAAGAUCACAUACAUGGGAGGCUGAUUAACUUGCAAAAGCAGAGAAAGGAAUUCAAAAUCAUCUCAGAGAUCAGUGUUCUGCAGUCAGCCUGCAAUCAUGACUGUAUCAUGCCAGAUGAGCAUUUCCUGGCCUUGUUUCAGGCCAUGGAGCCCCUCAGCGUGAAUGAGAGCUACCACCUAUCCUGCGCAUUGGAGCCCCCGGCAAAGACAGCCAGCCACACUCUAAAGACCAAGAGGAGGAGAGCCGUGGGGAAAUGCCUGAACAAUUCUGGCAGUCAGCCUCCCCCUCAUCCCGACAGGAGCACCCACAUCAUGUCGGCCUCCAGCAGCCUCUCCCCAAUGUCAGGCUCCACCACCCCUGUGAUCCAGGUGAGCAGCCUGGAUAUUACCCCAGCUGCUAUUUCCAGUUCCUUGGAGAGACCCACACGGGAUCAGCAUGAGUCUGAGGACGGCAAAUGGCUGGAGGUCAUCACAGCUGAUUCCGGGAAUCCAUCAAAUGGCAUGGCUGAUCAUCAUAGUCCUCUCCUUGUGCCCACGGGCCCUGUCUUGUCACGUUUGCGCCUUCCCGGGCCUUUCUUCCUCUUCUCCAGCUUUUCUCAUGCUCACCUGAUUCCACUGUGA